Molecule: messenger RNA, 1127 nt
Organism: Melozone crissalis (California towhee)
Lineage: Eukaryota; Metazoa; Chordata; Aves; Passeriformes; Passerellidae
Gene: ZDHHC21
Product: zinc finger DHHC-type palmitoyltransferase 21
Exons: 9
Coding region: 198-995 (265 amino acids)
Biological process (GO): protein targeting to membrane; peptidyl-L-cysteine S-palmitoylation
Cellular component (GO): Golgi apparatus; endoplasmic reticulum
Molecular function (GO): protein-cysteine S-palmitoyltransferase activity
Source: RefSeq, a predicted model, not a curated record
CUGCUUUGUGCCAAUGUCUCUGCUGCAACCAUCCGUUCUAUAAACGCGAGAAGUGCCAGGAGAUAGAGAAGACAGAUGAAAAAUCACCCUGUCUUGAGAGUGACAUCUGCAUUUGUGUAGUUCUUGCUUAAUUCUGGAUUUUGCCAUCCAAGGAUUAUUGUCUUGGGUCGUGACAAUUUAUUAUCUGUUUAUGUUCAAUGGGGCAACGGAUUCACUUUGUGGUUGACCCUCAGGGUUGGUGCUGCAUGGGCCUAAUUAUCUUUGUCUGGCUGUACAAUACAAUCUUCAUCCCAAAGGUCAUCCUUUUUCCUCAUUAUGAAGAGGGCAAUAUUUCAGUUGUGGCAGUUUUGUGUUAUUACUUCUGCUCAUUGUUUUGUAUAGCUUCAUUAUUUAGAGCCUCAGUAGCAGAUCCAGGAAAACUACCUGAAAAUCCAGAAAUACCAAUUACAGAGCGAGAACAUUGGGAGUUAUGUAACAAGUGCAAUAUGAUGAGACCAAAGCGUUCACACCAUUGCAGUCGCUGUGGACAUUGUGUGAGGAGGAUGGAUCACCACUGUCCAUGGAUUAAUAAUUGUGUUGGUGAAGACAAUCAUUGGCUGUUUUUGCAGCUAUGUUUCUACACUCAGAUCCUUAGUUCCUAUACGCUGAUACUUGACUUCUGCCAUUACUACUACUUUUUGCCUCUGAAAAAAGAAAACUGGGAUGUGUUUGUAUUUAGACAUGAACUUGCUCUCCUAAGAAUAUCUGCCUUCAUGGGUCUAAUAGUAUUAGGUGGAAUAAGUCGACUCUUUUACACUCAGCUAAUGGGUAUUUUCACUGACACUACAAGUAUAGAAAAAAUGUCUAACUGUUGUGAAGACAUAUCGAGGCCCCAGAAGCCAUGGCAGCAGACCUUCUCAGAAGUUUUUGGCACUCACUGGAAGAUCCUGUGGUUUAUUCCUUUCAGGCAGCGGCAACCACUGCGAGUUCCCUACCACUUUGCCAAUCAUGACUAAACAGAUGGAUGGUGGGCACAGAUGGGUCCUCCAUGCUGGAAGUGCAUUACAGGUUUUAUGAUAAUAGGACUGUGACAGUCUUCAAGUCAAUUAAAAUCCAGUCAUAGGCAUCACUGUGUGGCCCGGGCAUUA